Molecule: messenger RNA, 2226 nt
Organism: Penicillium verrucosum
Lineage: Eukaryota; Fungi; Ascomycota; Eurotiomycetes; Eurotiales; Aspergillaceae
Exons: 2
Coding region: 1-2226 (741 amino acids)
Molecular function (GO): protein binding
Source: RefSeq, a predicted model, not a curated record
AUGAAAGUCCCAUACGCAGCCAGUCUCCUUCUGGGAGCUGUCUCUGUUGGCGCUCACAAACCCGCCGGGUACUCCUACGAGUCAACUCAGGCCGACCGCGCUGACAUGAAUGGCGUCGUCACUGGUGCUAUUCAAUGGCAGUCACCGCCCGUCAACUCGACUCUGUUGAAUGUCAAGCAAUUCCGCACCACUUGCACUGGUGAGAAAUGGGGCCACAACUGUGAACACGCGGUUGAUGGCAAGAGUGAGACGUACUGGGAGAGCGACAACGUUGGUCAUGGGGUGCCGUGGAUCUCGAUUGAUCUGAAAACGUUCCACAAUGUCAGCGGUCUGACCAUGCUACCUCGGUUGGAAGAAGAUGCCACUGGUCUGAUUCAAUCCCACCGUAUCUACCUCAGCAAGGAUGCGCGAGACUGGGGUGAACCAGUGGCCUACGGAAAAUGGGCUGACAACAGAGCCAUGAAGCUGGCUGCUUUCAACCCCACCACUGCGCGCUAUGUCAAGCUCGUUGCUGAUACUCCUGCUCUUCCCGAUGCGCCUGGCUGGUAUGAGCCUAUUUCGAUUGUCAACCUUGGUAUCUACGCUGCCGAUUAUGUUCUCCCCACCGUGCCCGGCAAGGGUGUCUGGGGCCCCACUCUCGAUUUACCCGUCAUCCCCGUCAGUUCCGCCCAGGAGCAGAACGGUCAUAUCAUGCUCUGGUCCGCCUGGGCCGAUGACCAGUUCUUUGCUUCCCCUGGUGGCAAGACACUCACCACCACAUGGAACCCCAAAACCCAGGAAAUCACGCAAAGCGUGGUUGAGGAAACCCACCAUGACAUGUUCUGCCCCGGCAUGGCCAUGGACUUUAAUGGAAGUAUCGUCGUCAGCGGCGGUGGUGACGCUGCUAGAACCAGUAUUUACAACGGACGGAACUGGGAGUCGGGCCCUGACAUGCGCCAGCCUCGAGGGUACCAUGCAACAACUACUCUAUCCGACGGCCGAAUCUUCGCGAUCGGUGGCUCUUGGAGUGGUGGCAACAAGGUGGAAAAGAAUGGCGAAGUGUACAACCCCAUCAAGAGGAAGUGGUACACCCGCUCCGGAACAAAGGUUGACGCCAUGUUGACCAAUGACCGACUGGGUCGCUGGCGCGCCGAUAACCACGCCUGGCUGUUUGGUUGGAAGGAUGCCACUGCCUUCCAGGCUGGUCCCAGUGUAAAGAUGAACUGGUACACUGUUGAGGGCAGCGGAACUACCACUUCCGCUGGAAGACGAAUGGAUGAUGGAGACUCCAUGUCGGGCAGCGCUGUCAUGUUUGACGCUGUUAAGGGCAAGAUUCUCACUUUCGGAGGUCAGCCCUCUUACGAUGGCUCUUACGGGUCCAAGAACGCCCAUAUCAUUACACUGGGUGCUCCACUUCAAGAGCCUCUCGUCGAGGUCGCCGGCAAAGGUUCUGUCUACCACACCUCUGUUGUUCUGCCCGACGGCAAGGUCUUUACUGCUGGUGGCCAGGUCUUUGGCGAGGCCUUCAACGAGAAGACGGUCCAGUUCUACCCAGAAAUUUACAACCCCGAGACUGAUACCUUCGAAGUCAUGAACGGUCAAAACACUAUCCGUGUUUACCACAGCAUCUCUAUGCUGCUCCCUGAUGCGACUGUUCUGAACGGUGGCGGCGGUCUCUGCGGAAACUGCACCGCGAACCACUACGAUGCCCAGAUCUUCACUCCUCCCUACCUCCUGACUCCCUCUGGAGAACGGCGUGAACGCCCCACCAUCCUGCGCGCUGAUAAGCGAGCUAUCCUGGGCGGUGUCUUGGAAUUUGCGACCGACAAGCACAUUGCUUCUGCAUCUCUCGUUCGCCAGGGAACCACUACCCACACUGUUAACACUGACCAGCGCCGUGUCCCGAUCGAGGUGAACGGCCAUGACGACAAUGUUUUCACUUCCAACCUCCCAGGUGACGGUGGUGUCAUGCUUCCUGGCUACUACAUGCUUUUCGUUAUGGAUGCUGAGGGAACACCUAGUGAGGCGAGCCUGGUCAAGGUGGAACUCCCUGAAUAUGCAACCAUCCAGCUCGAGGAAAAUCUGGAGCACGAUGGUGAUGACGGCAUUUACGGUGGCGUUGAAGACCACAGUGCCCACGAAGGAUGCGAUGAAGAGAAGAUGACAAGCAUGUUGUCUGCUAUCCUCUCCUCGCCUGGCCGAGCCUGGAAGGCGUGGAGACCUUCGCUUGUCCUGCAGGGCAACUAA